AUGUCGGAUGUAGACAAUUGGGAGCCAGUAUCCGAUGGUGAAAAUACUACUGAUUCAGUGCAGCAAUUGGGCCCUCCCUUUGAGCAUGUAAGUGACGAUGACAACGCUGGCGGUGGUGAAGAUGAGUCACUAGAAGACGUGCCACUAAACUCAGAUAGCAGUGACGCCCGCAAGAAUUUGGUAGUGAUUACGAAUCCAAGUACCGCUGAUGAACAGACUACUGAAAUCAAACACGAUCAGUCCAGGACGUCUUCGACGUCCUCGUUCUUCAGUGGAAUGAUCUCUUCGUUUAAGUCCAACGCACAAUCUCCACUUUCUAGAUCUAGUACACCAACUUCACCAGUGUCUCAACCGAACAUCAUAUCCCAUAGGAGAGAGCCCUCCAUAGGUUCCAAGAGAAAGUCAAGCCGUCGCAUCAGUAAUGCUACAAUCGCGGAAGUAGAUUCUCCCUUACAGCAAGUGGAAAAGCCUGAUGAAGUCAAGACAAGGCGCACCCCUUCUCAGAUGAAGGAGGACAAUUACGAUCGCAGGCGGUUUGUGGAGGAACGAUACAUGGACACACCUUAUCACUAUGCAUCCGAACAAAGAAACAGAGACUUCCACGAGGCAUUCAAGUCCGUGCCUAAGGAUGAUAGACUACUGGAUGAUUUUAACUGUGGACUCAAUAGAGAAUUGCUUUACCAGGGGAAACUAUACAUCACAGAAAAACAUCUCUGCUUUAAUUCCAAUAUUCUUGGUUGGAUCGCUAAAGUGCUGAUUGCCUUCGAAGAUAUCACAUAUAUGGAGAAGACUUCGGCUGCUGGAUUAUUCCCCAGCGCCAUAUCCAUUGAAACACAGAUGGGCAAAACUCUCUUUAACGGCUUUAUAUCCAGAGACAGCGCAUUCGGCUUGAUGAAAGAAGUGUGGUCAAGAACGUUGUUACAGAAGGACAUGGUCAGUGAAGUCGCCAACAGCGACAAGUCAGGCAACGGUAAGAAAAUUGAUGAUGCGAUAAACUCUAUCGAUGAGGAAAACAAUGAAAAGGGUACUAAUGAUAAUGAGACUAAUGAUGACGACAAUAACAAUGAUUAUACCAAUGAAACCACCCCUAAGAGCACGAGUUCCUCUUUGGAUAGAGAAAAAGAAAAAGCAUACAAUCUGCGUGACAGUUCAUCAUACCAGUAUGAUGGUCCACUAUACCAUCACUCGACAAGCUUUCCAGCCGAACCGAUGGCCAGCAAUGAAUUUGUCCUCAAGGAAUUACCAUUCAACUGUGCACCUGGCAUACUCUUCGAGAUCAUGUUCAACUCGGAGCAGAACGAAUUCCUUUUGGAUUUUCUACGAGGCCAAGAGGGAUCACAAAUCACCAAAAUUCCAGAUUUCACGAGCAUUGAUGGAUCUCUCAUUCCUUUGAAAAGAGAGUAUUCAUACGAAAAGGCGUUGCACUUCCCUGCAGGUCCCAAGUCCACGACGUGCUAUGUUGCUGAAGUAAUAAAUAGGAAGGAUCCGGACACAUACUAUGAAGUCAUCAGUAGUAUACGCACGCCAAACGUGCCCAGCGGUGGCAGUUUUUCGACUAAGACAAGAUACUUAAUCCGUUGGAACGACGAAAUAACGUGUUUGCUACGAGUGUCCUUUUGGGUAGAAUGGACUGGCUCCAGUUGGAUAAAGGGCAUGGUCGAAAACGGCUGCAAAAAUGGUCAAUUAGAAGCUGCACAGUUGAUGGAACGUAUUCUUGCCAAGUUUGUCAAGGACAAUGUCGAAGAAUGUCAAAUUACUAUCAGCAAAGAGAAAGAGGAGCAAGAGGUAGAACAACUGGAAGAAAAAUCCGGGGAAACUGCGCUCGUACAAACAACAGAAGUCGUUGCUGCAACGCCUAUUGUUGCAGAGUCUCAAGGUCUGAAGGUCACCACGGAAACAUGGUUGUUUUUAUACUUGAUCGUUAUACUUUUGCUACUGUUGAACCUGUUCUAUAUACGUUCAAUUGCGACUUGCUUACGCCAACUGGUGAAGCUGCAAUUGGCGCAAUUGAAAUAG
Molecule: messenger RNA, 2016 nt
Organism: Saccharomyces kudriavzevii IFO 1802
Lineage: Eukaryota; Fungi; Ascomycota; Saccharomycetes; Saccharomycetales; Saccharomycetaceae
Gene: LAM5
Product: Lam5p
Exons: 1
Coding region: 1-2016 (671 amino acids)
Biological process (GO): intracellular sterol transport
Cellular component (GO): plasma membrane; endoplasmic reticulum-plasma membrane contact site; mitochondrion
Molecular function (GO): sterol transfer activity; sterol binding
Source: RefSeq, a predicted model, not a curated record